Oncorhynchus masou masou (cherry salmon) is the source of this 2887-nucleotide messenger RNA. Its product is annotated as serine protease HTRA3-like. Gene Ontology annotation, cellular component: extracellular region. Lineage: Eukaryota; Metazoa; Chordata; Actinopteri; Salmoniformes; Salmonidae. Gene Ontology annotation, biological process: proteolysis. The record is from RefSeq and is a predicted model, not a curated record. The transcript has 9 exons. The coding region runs from base 454 to 1863 and encodes 469 amino acids. Gene Ontology annotation, molecular function: serine-type endopeptidase activity; protein binding.
GCUUCGGAGGGGCAGAGCCAGGCCAGAUGCGAACGAAUGAUAUGGGAUCUUCCAAAAAACCUGACAAAAGAAAAGCCACUGCACUGCUGCACUGACACUCACUUCAAUGGAGACUCGGCGUCACCGGGAUCAUUACAAAUAACGUACAGCUAGUUGUAAACACUGCAUCGAUCUUUGUGAUGAAUUUCCACUCCUUUGGGAUAAAGUUACCCGUUUAAUCUGAAUCAGGAUAUGCAUAUGAGUGAAGAACGUUUCAGUCGUAAGAAGACACCAAUGUCUGUCCUGCAAGCGUAAAUUUGUGUCAACAGUCCCGUGAAAGUGAUGCAUAAAGACGUUGCGCGUCGUUCAAUCUUCCCAAAUUACUAGUAACCGUUUUGUGGCGAACAUGACCUUCAUGUAAAUACUUUACAUUAUUUUUAUUUUAUAGGUGUAACUUUUACCAAAUCGCCAACAAUGCAGGUCCUUCUGUUUGCCACCGUUCUCUUCUGCGUGGAUGACUUCGUCCGUGCUGAGCCCAAACAGAAGUGCACGGAGCGCUGCGAUGUGAGCACUUGCCCCAGCCCCAGCUGCCCGAUGGGGUACGUUCCAGACCGAUGCAACUGCUGCCUGGUAUGCGCCCAGGGCGAAGGCGAACCAUGCGGGCGCAAAGACGAUCUUCCCUGCGGUGAUGGACUCGACUGCAAGCACCCGGCCGGCAAGCGUCUCGCCAAGGGGUUCUGCCAGUGUAAAUUAGUGCAUAAAGUCUGCGGCAGUGAUGGCAAUACAUAUGGGAACGUGUGUCAGCUUAAGGCGCAGAGUAGGAAGGCUCUGCAACAGGGUCUGCCAGCCAUCAACUCGGUCCAGAAGGGACCAUGCAAAAUCAACCAAAACAAAGGUACUUCACACCCCACAAGUCCCAGGUAUAAGUUUAACUUCAUAGCUGACGUGGUGGAGAAGAUCGCUCCGGCUGUGGUCCACAUCGAACUCUUCCUCAGACACCCUCUGUUCGGCCGGAACGUCCCUCUGUCUAGCGGGUCAGGCUUUGUGAUGUCAGAGACGGGCCUGAUAGUGACCAAUGCCCACGUCGUGUCCAGCACCACGCCUAUGUCAGGUCAUCAGCAGCUCAAGGUUCAGAUGCACAGUGGUGACAUCUACGAGGCGACCAUCAAGGACAUCGACAAGAAGUCCGACAUCGCCACCAUAAAAGUCAACUCACUGAAAAAGCUCUCGGUGCUGUUGCUAGGCCACUCGGCCGACCUUCGACCCGGUGAGUUUGUGGUUGCGAUCGGCAGCCCCUUUGCGCUCCAGAACACGGUUACCACGGGGAUCGUGAGCACGGCCCAGAGGGACGGCAAAGAGCUGGGCAUCAGAGACUCUGACAUGGGCUAUGUACAGACUGACGCCAUCAUUAACUAUGGAAAUUCAGGUGGACCUCUCGUUAACUUGGAUGGAGAGGUGAUCGGCAUCAACACUCUCAAGGUGGCUGCUGGGAUUUCCUUCGCCAUCCCCUCUGAUAGGAUUACACGAUUCCUCAACGAAUCAAUGGACAAGCAGAGCAAAGAAGUGAGAUCACUGAAGAAGCGGUUUAUUGGAAUAAGGAUGCUCACCAUCACUUCAGCCCUGGUUGAGGAGCUGAAGCAGCAGAACCCAGACUUCCCAGAGGUCACUAGUGGGAUCUACGUUCAUGAAGUGGUGCCUCACUCUCCUGCACAGAAAGGUGGAAUCAGAGACGGCGACAUCAUCGUGAAGCUGAACGGCCGUCCGCUGCUGACCACUGCUGACCUACAGGGGGCGCUCACAGAGGAGACGACUCUGCUGUUGGAGGUCAGGAGGGGCAACGACGACCUACUCUUCAACAUCCAGCCUGAUGUCAUUAUGCAGUAAUCAUGACGAAAAUGACCACCAGUGUAUUCAAGAUUUAAAAACAUAGUAAUAAUCUGCUGUUCAACACCGGGCCCGACGACGUCAUCGGGCAGUAACCAUGGCAACUGUGGUGUGGAAUCCGGGAGACUGAUAAAAGUAUAUGGACCACCAAACAAACACGCUUGUUGAGAGACCUAGACACUGAUAGUUGCCCCUAAACAUUGAUCUAGGGUCAGUUGUUCGUUUCUCCCCCUAAUGGUUGAUGAUAGGAUUUGGGAGGGUAAAAUAGGAUCCUAGAUCUAUGCCUAAAGGGUGACUUUUUAACCAUUCAGAUCCAAGGUGAAGACGAUCAACAAACAGAAAAACUGUGUUUGUUUGUUGGAACCUUGAUGGGGAAACGAUAGACCGACUGAACCUUGUUUGGGAAAUCUCCACAGAACUCUGGAGUCCAGAUGCAUUUAGGACUGAAAGUCCCAGUGAAACCAAACACUUGAUUUUUAUUGUUAUAUAUGUGUUUUGUAUCAUCUAAAUGUCUUUGUCAAAGCAUACUAGCUGUUACUUGAGAAUCACUUACUCCAAAUGCAAGCGAUCAUUGGUAAGACAAGUUUUAGCAUAAUAGAUGUUUCAAUUGUUACAUUGCUUUUAUGGCCUUUUAAAUCUGUUAGAAUAGAAAUCAUUUCUGUAUAUACGAGUAGCUGUGUCCAAUGCUGUCGGUUCGGAACCAUUCCCCUAACCAACUGUGAAUGUUAUUUGGUCAGUUAUAGGUUGAAAGAAAGAUCACAUUUUGGUCAGAAAUGGUCAGUUGAAAGAAAUACAUUAUUUUUCAGCUGGUAAAAUGUAAGCAAAUGUCUGAUUUGAAUCUGUUGCUGUAUUCUUGCGGUCUUCUACUAUAACCGACACGUUGGUAACACUUUACAUUAAUGUCCCCUUUAUAAAGGUGUUAUGAGUUGUUCAUAAGUAGUUUACGAUACCAACUUGUGCUGAAAGUAUGAAUAAAUAAACUCACUUUACAGGCAGUGGUUAUAUAUUAAUCAUCAUAUCUUCA